ACCAACAAAAACCACCUCCACACCUCUCCACUCUCACUUCACCAGGUGGCCCUCUAUAACUACCACCGCUCUUCUUGCCGCUCAAACCACCGCCAGCAGACUCAAUCCCUCUACCAAAUGACCAAAACACCCUCAUAAUAAAACUACAUUUACAAUAUCAUCCAAAUGCAAAGCCCAUUACAGAUGAAAAACAUAAAUUGGGCCAAUUACAAAACACCGUCGUUUUCACCGCAACAAACACUUUCUUCCUCUCUACUACUCAUCACACUACACAAAAAUCAUUUCAAUAAAUUCAAAUACUACAAAAGUAAUAGAAGAACCAAUCAUUACAAUAAAACUGCUAUGCCUUGUUCCACUAUUAGUACAGUCACUGGUGGUAGUGUUGCUAGCGGCGGCGGUGGUGGAGGCGGAGAUGAUAACGGCUCUCUUCGUAAUUUCAAGCUAAACGAGUCUACUUUCUUAGCUUCACUUAUGCCUAAGCGCGAGAUUGCCGCCGAUCGAUUCAUCGAGAAACAUCCUCAGUUUGAUGGACGUGGCGCUCUCAUCGCAAUCUUCGAUUCUGGAGUUGAUCCUGCUGCUUCUGGAUUACAAGUGACAUCUGAUGGAAAACCGAAGAUUCUUGAUGUUAUCGACUGUACUGGAAGUGGUGAUGUUGAUGUUUCGAAAAUUGUGAAAGCUGAUGAUGAUGGUUGCAUUCCCGGUGCUUCUGGAGCUUCUCUGGUUGUCAAUUCUUCGUGGGAAAAUCCUACCGGUGAAUGGCAUAUUGGUUAUAAGCUGGUUUAUGAGCUUUUUACUGACACUUUAACUUCUCGUUUGAAGAGAGAGAGAAAAAAGAAGUGGGAUGAGAAAAACCAGGAGGAAAUUGCUAAGGCUGUAAAGCGUCUUGACGAAUUUAAUCAGAAAUACUCAAACCCGGAUGAUGUAAAUUUGAAGAAGCUUAAAGAAGACCUCCAUAACAGAAUUGAUUUAUUAAAAAAGCAAGCUGAUAGCUAUGACGACAAGGGACCUGUCAUUGAUGCUGUUGUCUGGCAUGAUGGAGAAUUAUGGAGGGCUGCUCUUGACACACAAAGUCUUGAGGAUGACCCAGACUGUGGAAAGCUUGCAAAUUUCAUACCCCUAACUAACUAUAGAACUGAAAGGAAAUUUGGAGUGUUCAGCAAGUUAGAUGCCUGUUCAUUUGUGCUUAAUGUGUAUGAUGAGGGAAAUGUCUUAAGCAUAGUAACCGAUUGCUCUCCUCAUGGAACUCAUGUUGCUGGUAUUGCUUCUGCUUUCCACCCAAAGGAGCCAUUAUUGAAUGGAGUUGCACCUGGAGCACAAGUAAUAUCAUGCAAAAUUGGAGACUCGCGUUUAGGUUCAAUGGAGACUGGAACUGGCUUGACAAGGGCUCUCAUUGCUGCUGUAGAGCAUAAAUGUGAUCUCAUCAACAUGAGUUAUGGAGAAGCUACUUUAUUGCCUGAUUAUGGCCGUUUUGUCGACCUUGUUAAUGAAGCAGUAAAUAAACACGGUCUUAUAUUUGUAAGUAGUGCCGGUAAUAGUGGUCCAGCAUUAAACACUGUUGGUGCUCCUGGUGGUACAACUUCUAGCAUUAUAGGAGUUGGUGCAUAUGUCUCUCCUGCUAUGGCUGUUGGUGCUCACAGUGUAGUUGAACCUCCUGCUGAAGGACUUGAAUACACUUGGUCGAGCCGAGGACCAACAUCUGAUGGAGAUCUUGGAGUCUGUGUAAGUGCUCCUGGUGGGGCUGUUGCACCUGUACCUACAUGGACGCUUCAAAAACGUAUGCUCAUGAACGGAACAUCAAUGGCAUCUCCAUCUGCAUGUGGUGGAGUCGCACUACUUGUUAGUGCGAUGAAGGCUGAGGGUCUUCCAGUUAGCCCAUAUAGUGUAAGGAAGGCUCUUGAAAACACGUGUGUUCCCGUAGGUGAAUUGCUGGCAGAUAAACUAUCCACUGGACAAGGGCUUAUGCAAGUUGACAAGGCAUAUGAGUAUAUACAAAAGUCAAAGGAUAUUCCGAGUGUAUGGUAUAAAAUAAAAGUCAAUCGAUCUGGAAAAUCAACUCCAUCGUCACGAGGCAUCUAUUUGAGGGAGGCUAGUGCUUGUCAACAAUCUACAGAGUGGAGUGUGCAAGUUGAACCCCAGUUUCGUGAAGGUGCUAGUAAUUUGGAAGAGUUAGUUCCUUUUGAAGAGUGCAUUGAGUUACAUUCAACUGAAAAGGCAGUUGUGAUGGCUCCUGAGUACAUUCUCCUUACACACAAUGGACGCAGCUUCAACAUUGUGGUUGAUCCUACCAAGCUAAGUGACGGUUUACAUUAUUAUGAAGUGUAUGGAGUUGAUUGCAAAGCACCAUGGCGUGGUCCCAUUUUCAGGAUUCCAAUUACCAUAACAAAACCUAUGACUGUGAACAAUCAUUCUCCUAUUGUAUCAUUUACAAGGAUGUCAUUUCAGCCAGGUCAUAUAGAGAGGAGAUUCAUGGAAGUACCUCUUGGUGCUACUUGGGUUGAAGCAACCAUGCGAGCUUCAGGAUUUGAUACUGCUCGACGCUUUUUUGUUGACACUGUUCAGGUUUGCCCCUUGCAAAGACCAAUCAAGUGGGAGAGUGUGGUAACAUUUUCUUCUCCUACUGCCAAAAGCUUUGCGUUUCCUGUUGUGGGCGGUCAAACAAUGGAAUUAGCUAUUGCUCAGUUUUGGUCAAGUGGCAUUGGAAGUCAUGAAACCACUGCUAUAGACUUUGAGAUUGUAUUUCAUGGAAUUGACAUCAAUAAAGAGGAUAUAAUGCUUGAUGGGAGUGAAGCACCUUUCAGAAUCGAUGCUCAAGCUCUACUGGCAACUGAGAAACUUGCUCCUGUUGCCAUUUUAAAUAAGAUUAGAGUUCCAUAUCGACCAAUUGAUGCCAAACUUAGCACUCUCACUGUGGAUCGGGACAAACUGCCCUCGGGAAAACAGACACUGGCACUAACAUUAUCUUACAAAUUUAAAUUGGAGGAUGCAUCAGAAAUAAAACCUCAAGUUCCAUUGCUCAAUAAUCGCAUAUAUGACAAUAAAUUUGAGUCACAGUUUUAUAUGAUUUCAGACACUAACAAGCGCGUGUAUGCAAUGGGUGACGUCUAUCCUAAUUCAUCAAAACUUCCUAAGGGUGAAUACAACUUGCAGCUGUAUCUGAGACAUGACAAUGUGCAAUAUUUGGAAAAAAUGAAACAAUUGGUAUUGUUUGUUGAGAGAAAUUUAGAGGAAAAGGAUGUGAUUCGAUUGAAUUUUUUCUCUGAACCCGAUGGGCCUGUGAUGGGAAAUGGUACUUUUAAAUCCUCAAUUUUAGUUCCAGGAAAGAAAGAAGCAAUUUACUUGGGGCCACCAAUGAAAGACAAGCUCCCGAAGAACACUCCACAAGGAUCCGUCCUUCUGGGAGCAAUCUCAUAUGGGAAGCUAUCAUUUGCUGCUCAGGGAGAAGGGAGGAAUCCACAGAAAAACCCUGUAUCAUAUCAAGUGUCCUAUAUAGUGCCUCCAAAUAAGGUUGAAGUUGAUGAGGAUAAAGGAAAGGGGUCUUCUUCAGCUAGCUCUAAAUCCAUUUUCGAACGCCUAGAUGAAGAGGUUCGAGAUGCAAAGAUUAAAGUAUUUGGAAGCUUAAAACAAGAGACUGAUGAAGACCGCUCUGAAUGGAAAAAGCUGGCCGCCUCCCUUAAGUCUGAAUAUCCAAAUUAUACACUUCUGCUUGCAAAGAUUUUGGAAGGAUUGGUUUCUGUGAGCAACGUCAAUGACAAAGUAGGCCAUGAUGAAGAUAUUAUACGUGCAGCAGAUGAAGUUAUCGAUAGUAUCGACAGAGUUGAGCUAGCAAAAUUCUUUUCCCUCAAGAAUGAUCCUGAAGAAGAGGAGGCAGAGAAAAUUAAGAAGAAGAUGGAGACAACACGAGAUCAGUUAGCAGAGGCCCUGUAUCAGAAAGGGCUGGCCAUGUCUGAUAUUGAGUAUUUAGAGGAUUUGACAUGGAUACAUGUUGAAGUGUCUGAUCCAUUCAAAAGUCAAAACAUAGGAUACAAGGACACAUUUUCAAAGGUGGAACAGAAAGCUGAAGCUGUAACAGAAGGCACCAAAGACGCGGACAGGCCUGGUGACAAAUCUGCAGCAGGUGUUGGUAGCCAGGAAGAUUUAUUUGAGGAGAACUUUAAAGAACUACGAAAAUGGGUUGAUGUGAAGUCCUCUAAGUACGGGACCCUCUUAGUGAUACGGGAAAGACGGCGUGGAAGGCUCGGAACUGCACUUAAGGCAUUGAAUGAUAUGAUUCAAGAUGACACUGAUCCUCCAAAGAAGAAGUUUUAUGAAUUGAAGCUCUCAUUGCUUGAUGAGAUCGGGUGGAGUCAUUUGGCAGCAUAUGAGAGACAGUGGAUGCACGUGAGAUUCCCGUCAGGCCUGCCUCUAUUUUAAGAUUUCAACUGCAUUCUGAAAGAUUGGAUACCUCAUUUCAAAAUGUCUUUGGGUAAUAGGCAUGCUUCCUUUGUUGGUUCUCUGCAGUUGCUGUUAUAAAUUUAGUAUCAUAAAAAGUGCUGCAGUUGCCAUUUUAAGACUGUCAGUUUCUUUCUAAUCCUACUCUCGAAUAGAAGAGAAAGAGAAGCGGGCCUGGUAUGUACAGGUUUGCCAGCAGCAUGUACUUGAGAAAGGUACGGAACCCACUGAGAAAAAUUGUAGCGGAAGCAUUCUAGUAGGUAAAGAUAGAAGGAAUAAAUAGUCGGACCUGUAAAAGUAGAUCCAAUAUCAAAAAGUAUGAGAAGUUUGAAGUUAAGUUAAUCUUCUGUCCGGUUGUAAUAAAAUGACUCGUGCCUACUUGUUUUGGCCAAGCUUCUAGUUUUUUCUCCUGCUUGUUGUUUUAUGGAUCCAUCAAAUGAAAGGGAAAAUUCCCUUGUGCGUGAAAUGACUUGCACAAAAAAUAAUUUGUAUCUCUGUACUCUGUUGCCAUGAGAAGCGUUCGUUGUUGAUUUCUAUAACAAUAUGUAACGCUCAUUUCUAGAUUAUUAUUAAUUCAUCACGAGUGGUUCGGAGCUGA
Molecule: messenger RNA, 5026 nt
Organism: Mercurialis annua (annual mercury)
Lineage: Eukaryota; Viridiplantae; Streptophyta; Magnoliopsida; Malpighiales; Euphorbiaceae
Product: tripeptidyl-peptidase 2
Exons: 35
Coding region: 166-4410 (1414 amino acids)
Biological process (GO): proteolysis
Cellular component (GO): cytosol
Molecular function (GO): tripeptidyl-peptidase activity; serine-type endopeptidase activity
Source: RefSeq, a predicted model, not a curated record